This is a messenger RNA of Blumeria graminis f. sp. triticale, 240 nucleotides long. Lineage: Eukaryota; Fungi; Ascomycota; Leotiomycetes; Helotiales; Erysiphaceae. The record is from the annotation of a GenBank genome assembly.
GUGAUACCAUGGCUAAAAAACGCAAGUUAUCGCUUGCUAAGUGUAAUCGGAUCUAUAACUGAUAGCUCUCAAGCAAAGUCAAGAACCAUUGCAGUGCGCCUCAUAUCCAUGGCGCUCACUGGAUAUUAUAAGACCAUGGUACGACCUCGAACACACAGGCCACUAAGCAUGCUCAAAUAUGAUCCUGUUGUGCGGAAAAAAGUCUUGUUCUUGGAGCAGAAGCGUGGUGGACGGGGCUGA